Sesamum indicum (sesame) is the source of this 912-nucleotide messenger RNA. RefSeq lists its product as uncharacterized. Gene Ontology annotation, biological process: proton motive force-driven ATP synthesis. The record is from RefSeq and is a predicted model, not a curated record. Lineage: Eukaryota; Viridiplantae; Streptophyta; Magnoliopsida; Lamiales; Pedaliaceae. Gene Ontology annotation, molecular function: proton transmembrane transporter activity.
AUAACGGGUAGAGACCUCCAGCGCCCCGCACGUUGCGCCUCCUGAAACCUUGAUCUUGAAUCGAUUCUGCUGAGAUAUAACCGCGACCUCAAAUCUUCAGUUCUGCUGAAAAAAGGAAAAAGCGCAAUGUAAGAACAAAUGGAAAUGCGACAGAACCUGAUUUUGAGAAUUGUAUAGAACCGCACCAAAAUUACUGGAGUGUGAUCGAAAGGGAACCCAUUUGGUUCCGUACCGAGCACAAGAAAAGAAAGCCUCACUUUUCCCUGUAACGCAAGUAUUGCAUCAGAUUUAUGAUGGCGUCGAAACUGAAUCAACUGCGUGGAAGGACCGUGGAAGUUUCAAGCAUCAUGGCCAAGAAUGGAGGCGCUUACUACAAGCAGUUGAUGGAGAAGAACAAGCAAUACAUUCAGGAUCCACCUUCUGUGGAGACUUGCCAACUUUUGGCAAACCAGCUAUUUUAUACUCGCGUCGCCAGUAUCCCUGGACGUUACAAAUCCUUCUGGAAGGAACUUGAUUCUGUGAAGCAGCUGCUGAAGCAUCGGAAUGAGCUGAACAUUGAGAAUGCUGGCGUUGCCGCACUAUUUGGGAUAGAAUGCUUUGCCUGGUUUUGUGCUGGAGAGAUUGUUGGAAGAGGAUUUACUCUAACUGGUUAUCACGUCUAGGGUAUGAGUAACAGAGAAGAACUUCUUACUGUUUUUGCUACAAGGAACUGUGUUUGUAAAUUCUUGGAGUUUUCCUGGGGAGGAGUAUUCAGCACACUGUCUGACCUCUUCUGUUUAUCGUUUAGCAUUCCAAGUGAACAUGAAACUUUAGGGAUAUUGCUUUAGCCUGAAUCAAGGAAAAUGUUUUUCCCUCUCUUUGAGAUGCAAGAAGAUGAGUAGAAAUUUCAAAUAAAACUCAACAGUUCAUAAC